CACAAGUUGUUACAGCAUUUUCUUUGCAACUCAGAUGCUUAACCACAUUUAUAUUAGUAUCUUGUGAAAGAAGAGUAAGAGUAGUAAUAUAUACAAUUUUUUUGUGAGCGGGUAGUACUGUAUACCAGUAGUCAAAAGAACAAAGAUAAAGGAGAAAAAAAGGUAAGAAAAGAAAAGGAGAAAGGGAAAGAGGCAAGUGAGCAAAAUAGCGGCCAUAAAGAAGCCCACUGGGCCGUAUCUCUUUCCCAGCUCAUCCGCCUCACCCAAGAGCACGCAAAGCCGAAACAGAACAGGAAAGAAACGCGCCCAGGAGGAAUUCCGGCGUUCUCCUCUCGCAAGCCCUAGAAGCCAUGGUCCGUGGAGGCCGCAGGUGACCGCCGCCGGUAGCAAGAGGCGCCAGGAGGAGUGGUGGCGGUUGUUGAGGCGCGGCAAGAUGUCGGUGCGGAUAAAGGCGGUGGUGGACAGGUUCGUGAAGGAGCUCAAGGAGGCGCUGGACGCGGACAUCCAAGACCGCGUCAUGAGGGAGCGCGAGAUGCAGAGCUACAUCGAGGAGCGCGAGCGCGAGGUCGCCGAGCGGGAGGCCGCGUGGAAGGCCGAGCUCUCCCGCCGCGAGGCUGAAAUUGCACGGCAAGAGGCAAGGCUUAAAAUGGAAAGGGAGAAUCUGGAGAAAGAAAAGAGUGUCCUGAUGGGAACUGCUUCGAAUCAGGAUAACCAAGACGGAGCCCUUGAGAUCACAGUUAGCGGUGAGAAGUAUAGGUGCCUGCGCUUCUCCAAGGCGAAGAAGUGAGGCACCGCUGCCUCCUUCCUGUUCCCAAAUAAUCAGGUGAUUGAACGCCACAUGAGAUGAUGCCUGCCUGCCUGCCGAACGAGUGCAGUAACAUGAAUGGCUUCCAAUUAUCAUCACAGUACAGGAGCCAUGUUAGGUCCAGCUUCUGAUUGCCAGCGUCGGUUCACUUCGAAAAAACAAUUAAGGAGGUUGCUUUUCUUUUCUCUUCCCUUCAGAACUCGGGGCUGGAGCUAUCUGUUCUUGUCCCAGUCGAUAAAUUUUUGUUUCCAAUUUUCUGUUCAAGAUUCAGUUGUGCUCCUACAGUUUAAUUAUUUGCAAGUGACCCUGAUUAGCAUCUGGACACUC
Molecule: messenger RNA, 1132 nt
Organism: Triticum dicoccoides
Lineage: Eukaryota; Viridiplantae; Streptophyta; Magnoliopsida; Poales; Poaceae
Exons: 3
Coding region: 434-787 (117 amino acids)
Source: RefSeq, a predicted model, not a curated record